Chilo suppressalis (striped riceborer) is the source of this 1506-nucleotide messenger RNA. The record is from the annotation of a GenBank genome assembly. Lineage: Eukaryota; Metazoa; Arthropoda; Insecta; Lepidoptera; Crambidae.
AUGGCGAAUAAAGCAUCUGUUGUUCAUUGGUUUCGUCUAGAUUUACGCAUUCAUGAUAACCUUGCGUUAAGAAAUGCCAUAAAUGAGGCUGAAAAUCGGCAAUAUUAUUUAAGACCUGUUUUUAUCAUCGAUCCAGAUAUAAAAGAACGUGUUGGUGUGAAUAGGUUGCGAUUUUUAUUUCAAAGUCUUCAAGAUUUAGACUCUAAUUUAAGAAAACUUAAUUCUCGUCUUUUUAUAUUAAAAGGCACGGCUGAUGAACUGUUUUCGAAAUUAUUUGAUGAGUGGCAAGUCAAAUAUUUAACAUCCCAAAUAGAUAUUGACCCUGAAAUAGUAAAACAAGAUGAAAUUGUUGAUAGACUUGCCGAAGAGAAAGGAAUAUUUAUUGUACGAAGAGUUCAACAUACAGUCUACGAUUUUCACAGUGUUUUAAAGAAAAAUAAUGGCAGUGUACCACUGACAUAUCAGAAGUUUUUGUCUUUGGUAAAGGAUAUAAAAGUUAAAGAAACUAUUGAAAUUACAAAGACUUUAUCUGAUUACUGUAAACCACCAGACUCAACAUGUGAAGAAUAUAAUGUGCCUUCACUUAAUGAUUUAGGAAUAGAUGAAAGUUCUUUGAAAUCAUGUAAAUACCAUGGUGGUGAAACAGAAGGUCUUAAAAGACUAAAUUUAUAUAUGGAAAAAAAGAAUUGGGUCUGUAAAUUUGAAAAACCAAAUACUUCACCAAAUAGCAUUGAACCAAGCACAACAGUUUUGAGUCCAUAUUUAAGUCAUGGAUGUUUGUCCUCUAAAUUAUUUUAUCACAGGCUGAAGGGGGUAGAGAAUGGAGUCGCACACUCUCAGCCACCAGUGUCAUUGUUGGGCCAGCUGAUGUGGAGAGAAUUUUACUAUACUGCUGGGGCUGGGACAGAAAAUUUUGAUAAAAUGGUUGGCAAUGCUGUUUGUACUCAAAUACCUUGGGGCAAAAAUGAUAAAUACUUGAAAGCUUGGUCAGAAGGAAUGACUGGUUAUCCAUUUGUAGAUGCCAUAAUGCGACAGCUGAAGCAAGAAGGCUGGAUUCAUCAUUUAGCUAGACAUAUGGUAGCAUGUUUUCUCACUAGAGGAGAUCUGUGGAUAUCAUGGGAAGAAGGGGCGAGAGUUUUUGAAGAUUAUUUACUGGACUAUGACUGGUCUCUUAAUGCUGGAAAUUGGAUGUGGCUCUCUGCAUCUGCAUUCUUCUAUAAGUAUUUCAGGGUAUACAGCCCUGUGGCAUUUGGGAAAAAAACAGAUAAAGAAGGUCUUUUUAUAAGAAAGUAUGUCCCAGAGCUAAAGAAAUACCCCACAGAAUACAUUUAUGAACCUUGGAAAGCACCAAAAUCUGUACAGAGGACAGCUGGUUGUGUUGUUGGUGAGGGUUACCCUCAAAGGAUUGUAGACCAUGAUAAAAUACACAAAGAAAACAUGCAAAAAAUGGCAGCAGCAUACAAAGUCAACAAAGAAAAGAAAUCUCUUAAACGAAAAUUAACUUAA